Molecule: messenger RNA, 682 nt
Organism: Diorhabda carinulata
Lineage: Eukaryota; Metazoa; Arthropoda; Insecta; Coleoptera; Chrysomelidae
Gene: RpL12
Product: 60S ribosomal protein L12
Exons: 4
Coding region: 155-652 (165 amino acids)
Biological process (GO): translation
Cellular component (GO): cytosolic large ribosomal subunit; ribosome
Molecular function (GO): structural constituent of ribosome; large ribosomal subunit rRNA binding
Source: RefSeq, a predicted model, not a curated record
AGAAGAAAAUUUUCGUUUGACGUUUUUGCUGUCAGUUUAUAUAUCCUUUUUCAAAGUUUGACCAUUGUGAAAAUAUUUUCACAUUUGGAAAAUCAACAAACAUCGGCGAAAUAUCGCCCAUUAUUUCAAAUAUUAUAUUGAAAACUAAAACAAUAUGCCACCUAAGUUCGACCCCACUGAAAUAAAAUACGUUUAUUUAAGAUGUGUUGGAGGUGAAGUAGGAGCUACUUCUUCUUUGGCUCCUAAAAUUGGUCCUCUAGGUUUGUCUCCGAAAAAAGUUGGUGAUGAUAUAGCUAAAGGAACCGCUGAUUGGAAAGGAUUGAAAAUAACAGUUCAAUUAAAAAUCCAAAACAGACAAGCUACCAUUUCUGUUGUUCCAUCUGCUGCCUCUCUUAUCAUCAAAGCCCUAAAAGAACCUCCACGUGAUAGAAAGAAGCAAAAGAACAUUAAGCACAGUGGAAACAUUACUUUUGAUGAUAUAAUUUCUAUUGCCAGACAAAUGAGGCCAAGAUCUAUGGCCAAACAAUUAUCUGGAACUGUAAAAGAAGUACUUGGUACAGCCCAUUCUGUAGGAUGCACAAUUGAUGGAAAAGCUCCACAUGAUUUAAUUGAUGAAAUAAAUGCUGGAACCUUAGAAGUACCCGAUGAAUAAACUAGUAGAAUAUUUUUUCUAAGUUAUAAA